AAGGUUUAAAAGGAGAAGUAUUUUGUGUCAUUGCGCUUUAGAUGUGGUUCAGUUUUUGAGAUGGAAACGAGCAACAGCAGUAAGUCAGCAAUGUCCAUCAACAAUGGGUCUGCAUCAUGUAGUAGUAGCGGUGGAGCUGCUUUACGGCGGCCAAAAUGUGCUCGAUGCCGCAAUCACGGAGUCAUUUCUUGGCUCAAAGGCCACAAACGUCAUUGUCGCUUCAAGGAUUGCCUUUGCGUCAAAUGUAAUUUGAUCGCAGAGAGGCAACGUGUGAUGGCUGCUCAGGUAGCAUUGAAACGACAACAAGCUACCGAAGAUGCUAUCGCUCUUGGAUUGCGCUCUGUCGCCACUGGAACCCGGAUGCCUUUCUUACCACCUGGGCCCAUAUUUGGAGGACGAGAUUCACCCAAGAAGGAAGAUACACUUGACGAAUCGAUGUACAACUCUGGUUCGGAUGACGAGGAGCUGCAAGCCAUCGGCCAAGAACAUCAACAGCGAACGGUAGAAAAGGUUCUGAAUUUAGCACUGAAUAAUAACGACGAUCCUGAAAUCAGCGAGUCACCAGCGGGGACCAAUAAGGAACGAAUUCUUCAGCAUCACGGAUCACUUGACAUGCUGACCAGAGUCUUUCCGUUCCAUCCUAAAAAUGCAGUAGAAAGUGCAUUGGAGAAUUGUGGCGGGGACGUCGCUAAAGCUGUCCAGCAGUUAGUUGGCCAUCAACCGAACCAUCAAUCGUCCUCGACAGACAUUGUCAUGAUGACUAAUGCUGAAGAUGGAACUAUGGUGACUUCAAGUAAGGCCAACAACGGUGGAAGUAACUAUUUAAUGACAACAAGCGGCUCAAAUAAAUCCGCCUUCAUGCCCACGACAUCCUUACUCUCGGUACCGGAAAUAUCGUCACCCAAUCGUUCGCAGUACGGACAUCAGAUGUCUGCUUCUGUAUCUUCAUCAACAUCAAUGGCCUAUCCUUCAGCUUUGAGAAUGAUGCCACCCUAUCCUUCGGCCGCCGGAAUGAUGUCAUUUUUGCACCCGUCGGCUUAUUUCGCCGCCGCGGCCUCUGCAGCCGCUGCUGCGGCCAGCAAUCCACAUUCAUACCCUUGGCUUUUUUCUAGCCAUUACAGGCCGCCUAGCCAGCAUCACCAAUUCCAGCAUAUUUGUUUGCCAGGAUGCUCGGUAUGUCCAAUUUCUACCACAUCAGGCACGUCCUCGACAUCAUCUUCGUCCUCACCCGGUGAAGGCGUUGGUUGUAAUCCCAAUAACAGCAACGUGAAAACCUCUACUUUAAUGUUGUCCUCAUCACCAGAUAGAUUGUUCAAGACUAACAUCGGCAGGAAUAAAGAUUUGCUAUUCCAGCACAGCAGUGGUGGGAACAACUUUCCCUGAUUAGUUUCUUGUCAAUUUUGUUGCAUGAAAACUCUUUUUUUUUUUGCAAAUUCGUUUUCUUCCUGUAGUGUAUCGUUUAUCAAUAUUCAAAGGCUAAUUCAUCUGUAACUGUAAUUCAGCUUUCCGUUUGGGUAUAUAUUUUCAUGUAUUCACUUUUUUUCGUUCUGGCAAGGAUGAUGUACAGUACCUGUAAGUGCAAUACAUGCGUCAUUAUCAUUUAAAA
Messenger RNA from Daphnia magna, 1606 nucleotides. Its product is annotated as doublesex- and mab-3-related transcription factor A2. The record is from RefSeq and is a predicted model, not a curated record. Gene Ontology annotation, cellular component: nucleus. Gene Ontology annotation, biological process: regulation of transcription by RNA polymerase II; sex differentiation. Bases 61 to 1383 code for a protein of 440 amino acids. NCBI's taxonomy places the organism in Eukaryota, Metazoa, Arthropoda, Branchiopoda, Diplostraca, Daphniidae. The transcript has 3 exons. Gene Ontology annotation, molecular function: DNA-binding transcription factor activity, RNA polymerase II-specific; protein binding; RNA polymerase II cis-regulatory region sequence-specific DNA binding.